AUGAAGCAAAAGCUCUCACAGAAAAAUACGAAACCAAUCGAGAAAAUACUUGAUCACAACAAUGAUCAAAAUAAUGAAUUAAUUAUAACUACAUCACAAACAAAUUCUUUAAUUACGUCGAAUUCUAUUAAUGAUCCAAACUCAAGUGAAACCAAUACGGAUAUAUCAACGUCAACACCAACACCAUUAUCACAACAAAAUAUUGGUGGUCGAAAGUUCAUCUCUAGAGUCUGGCUAUAUGCUAAGAAAUCAGAUGAUGAUCAAGAAGCUGCUUGUUUGCUGUGUGAUUAUAUAUGUUCAUGUCGAUCACAUUCUACAUCAACAAUUCGACAGCACCUUAUUAUUAAACACAACAAAACAGAUCUUAUAUUAAAAUCAUCAUCAGUUCAUGCAAAAUCUAAAAUAUCAGAAGCUUUAAAAAAUGAGCUCCAUCAACUAUGUUAUGUUGCAAUUAUUAAAGAUAGUCGUCCAUUCAACGACCUGAAUAAAAUUGGUAUUACAGCUUUGAUAAAUAAACUUUAUCCUGGUCAUUGGAUGAGUAAUUCUAUUGAUUCUGUUUCUAAAUUCAUUGACUUUUCUUGUUUCAAUGAACGACAUACAGCAAUCGAAAUUGCAAGAGUUUUAAGAGAAAACAUGAUUGAUUUAGAUGUUUAUGAAAAAAUAAUUUGUAUCACCUGUGACGGUGCUGAAAAUUUGGUUUUAGCUUGCGAGCUGUUAAAUGAAGAUAUUAUUAGAAUUUGGUGCUACGCUCAUAGGCUUCACUUGGUGGUUAUAAAUGCUUUAGGAUUUUGGGUUUCUGAAAAAAAGAAUAAUAUUGAUGGGCCUAGUUAUUCAUUGGCAAAUGUUAUAACACUCAAUACUACAACAUCUAAUGUUAUUGAUCAUGAAAGUGAACAAGAAACCAUGGAUAUAGAAUGGGAUCAUGAAAUAAAUGAUGAUUCAUGGAACAUUAAUGAUGUUGACUUCAUUGAUGAAACUAAUACAUAUAAUAAUAAUGCUACAACCAAUACUGAAUUUAGUGAAGUAACAUAUUUCUAUGAUGAUGAACUUAUUAAUGAACAAGAUAUUAUUGAAUUAAUCAAUGAUAGUUGA
This is a messenger RNA of Rotaria sp. Silwood2, 1092 nucleotides long. The record is from the annotation of a GenBank genome assembly. NCBI's taxonomy places the organism in Eukaryota, Metazoa, Rotifera, Eurotatoria, Philodinida, Philodinidae.